AUGGGCGUCGGUGGCAAGAAGGCUAAAGCCAAGGACAAGGGCAAGGGUGUGCUGAAACAGAAGAUUAAAAAGAGCAAGAGCCCUGAGAGGACAGUAGACCAGACCACUAGAGAAUCUUCCACGCCUGCCAGUCCAGCCUUAUCUGUACAGGAUCCAGUCGGCCCUCUUCCCGACUCUGUACUUGAAGAAACGUCUUCGCUGGUCAAACCCGACGAGCCAUCACCCGCCAAAGAAGAAGCGACUGGAGAUGCAGAGCCAAGUUUCUCACAGAAACCCGAAAUUGACCUCCCGAAACGACCAAUCUCCAUAAACGACUACCUUGUCGAGGGCGACUUCGACGAACCCGAGCAGCCUCAGGAGCCUGAGAAGCCCCAAGAAACUGAGAAACCAGUGCUAUCAGAGGUAUCAAAAGUACCAGAAGUACCACAGGGACCAGAGAUAUCAGAGGUAUCUGAAGAAGUCAAAAAGCCUGACGUACAGCUACCUGAGGAGCCUUUAGCGAGGCCUGAAGAACAGGUCUCUCCGCAAGACAUUCCUCUCCCACUUGAAGAAGAGGAGCAAGACGAGCAAGACGAGCAAGAAGAGCAAGAAGAGCAAGACGAGCAAGGGGAGCAAGAAGCACCUCUACCCAAGCCAGAGGUUGUCUCUCCGUCUCCAGAGAAGACUCCUCUUGCAUUUGCUCCUGCGACCACGUCCUCACCAGUACCGGCUCUGGUGCCAUUACCGUCGCCUUCCCUGACUGAGGCCCGGUUUAUGUCCAGUGCUUCUCCGGCGCCAGAAAACUAUUACUAUUCUGGGCCACAGCCAUUUGCUCCCUACCCAUCACCCUAUUCAUCUUACCUGCCUUACACCUCUUCUUCCCCUUACGCUUCGCCGUACGCCUCACCCUACGCAUCGCCAUACGCUUCACCUAUACCCAAAGUGAGCAGCCCUCUGGCACGUCCCUAUUACCCCUAUAUACCACCGGCCAUGUCUCCCAUGGCGACUCCUCCUCUUGCCCCUGCCCCAAUUCCGGCGGCACCUGUUCUACCGACAGCUCGACCAACACCACCACCACCCGCACCAGCACCUCAGGCGACCUCCAAAGCGUCUCCAGUUCCUCCAUCGGCACCAACAUAUCCAGCUUCGCCAGCGCCAUCAUUGCCAUCCGCGCCGCCAUCUGGGACUCAAAGUUUUGCCACAGCCGCUCCUAUCCAAUCUCCCCACAUGAACGGACACUAUAUGCAAAGAAGCCUCAGUAUGGAUCCCUCUUAUGCUGCUUCCUUCCAAGCCAUUCGUGACUUGGGAGGUUUGAGUAACGGGGCUCAGCUCGAGAAUGGCAAUCCAUCUCCUCCAGAGACCGAGGCGGAGCAUGCCGAACUCCUUGGGCGUAUCCAAGCUGCUAUCCCCGACUUGAACCGUCUUCUUCAUGGAUUCAGACACACUCACAGUCGACUUUCCAGUCGGGAGGCGGAAAUGAAGCAAAUCGGAAGUCAGCAUGAGCAGGCGCUGUUGCACAAGGACUUUUAUAUCGAAGCAUUGCAAUCCCAAAUGAAGAAAACAGCCAACGAAAGUGCCGAAGAAUGUGCUCGCCUGAAGAACACGAUCAACGAACUACGCCUUGAGCUAGGGAAUCUACAGGAGAAGCAAAAAGAUCUUGAAGAUGGCCUCGCUAAUCACCAGAAGACUAACGACGAGCUUUCCCAAUCCAAGACCGAUCUAGAAGCCGAGAUUGAGAAAUUGAAUACCACUAUUCAAGAAGCACAAGAAGCGCAUACAAAGGAAAGGAGGAGCUCAGAAAUCAAGAAUGAAGACGAAAAAGCCGCCAAUGACGCUUUGGAGGCUCGCGAGAAGGAGCUACGAGACGAGCACGAAGCGAACAAGAGUUCCUGGGAUAAGGAGAAGGAGGAAUUGCAGGAAUCCCUGGACACCAGUCGCAAAGAGCUCGAAGAAGUGAAGGCUGAGCUGGCAUCGAAGAUCAGCGAGGUGGAAUCCAAAAACGAGGACCUCGAGAGCAAAGAAGCCGAGCUCGCCUCUGCUCGUGAUGAAGUCGCCAAUAAGCUCGCUGAUAUAGCCGCCAAGGAGAAGGAGCUUGAAGAAAUCCGCGAGAAGAGCGCCAAAGAACUCGAAGCCCUUCAGGAAGGCCACGCCGGCGCACUUGACUCUCUUAAAGUUGACCAUGCGGCAGAAUUGGCUGGAGUAGCGAAGGAGCUGAGUGAUAAGAUUGCAGAGAUUGAGGGUCAACUCAGCGAGAAGGAGCAAAAUUGGACAGAGGAACGCGCUGAGUUGGAGAAACUUGUCUCUGAGAAGAACAGCGAGCUGUCUAGCAUCGAACGGGAGAAGGACAAGCUGGAAGGCGAUGGCCUUGUGAAGGAAAAGCAACUUCAGUGUGUGGUUGAUGAGAUGAAAUCUACCAUUGACCAUCUUGACAAGGAUUGCGACCGCUUGAGAAAGACGCUACUGAGUCUCGGCGAGGCCACCGAUCUGAAGACGAGCAAGGGCGAUCAAUUCUUUUCGGACUGUUUCACCGAGUUAUCGGGGCUGAUCCACGAUCUUUCCAAGGAGCACUUUGCCUACCUCCCCAUCGACCCGCCCAAGGACAUCCUUUCUAAGAUCCCAUCCGAGCUCCCGCCAUUCCUCGACAACACCCCAGCCUCCCGCAACCUCCGUUGCGCGUACAUCGAACACGUCAUCUCGAAGACGUUGACCUAUCGGGUCUUCCAACCUUUCCUGUUCACCCUGGGCCGCCGCUACGACAAAGCCGACACUUUCUUCCAGAUGCUGUCGAUGGACAUUCGCCGGAAGUCUGUCCGUCGUGAAGCUUUCUGGCGCCAGCAGACUCUGAAGGCGGCUUACACGACCUCCGACGCCAAGCAGUCUAUCAAUGUUGCGGCAGCCGUCAUUGUCGACGAGAUCAUCGACCACAUUAAGCACUUCGCCGACCCUAAGCACCUCGACUCACUCCUGACCGGCGUGCGCAAGAUUGUCAAGCUCGCAGCCGAGACAUGGCGCCAUGCGCGGGUAGAGCGCGAGCUUGUUCUAGCUGCCUUCCCGGCUCCGGACGCGGAAAACGCUUCCAAUGAGGGCUGGGGCGAAUAUGAUGUUACUUCCAAAGAGGAUGCUAGUUCGAAGGCGGAUCCAACUCGCCACGUUGUGCUGCGUACCUUCCCUCGAGUCUGGCGUGAGGCCGCCCAUGAAGACUUCGCUUGUGGCGAGCGCGGCGCCCUUUGUGUCUACUCGCAAGGCAUUGUCCUCUUCUCCGAUUCCCCCGUCGUCAUGCACCGGCUACAGGAAUUGGCCAAGAAGUCCACUGAUAGCUUGGUAGCUGAGGAGCCGCUGUCCCCCCCUAAGACGCCUAAGGGUUUGCGACCGGAUAAUCUGACGCUCAAGGGUCUUGAGAAGCUGACCAACCUGACAGUCCAGUCGGCUCCUACGAGUCCCACCAAGGGCACAAAUACCAAAGGGCCUUUUGUGAAGGCUUAA
Molecule: messenger RNA, 3462 nt
Organism: Penicillium chermesinum
Lineage: Eukaryota; Fungi; Ascomycota; Eurotiomycetes; Eurotiales; Aspergillaceae
Exons: 4
Coding region: 1-3462 (1153 amino acids)
Source: RefSeq, a predicted model, not a curated record